Messenger RNA from Venturia canescens, 4971 nucleotides. Its product is annotated as ATP-binding cassette sub-family C member 12-like. Gene Ontology annotation, biological process: transmembrane transport. NCBI's taxonomy places the organism in Eukaryota, Metazoa, Arthropoda, Insecta, Hymenoptera, Ichneumonidae. The record is from RefSeq and is a predicted model, not a curated record. Gene Ontology annotation, molecular function: ABC-type transporter activity; ATP hydrolysis activity; ATP binding. Gene Ontology annotation, cellular component: membrane. The transcript is spliced from 25 exons. Bases 533 to 4798 code for a protein of 1421 amino acids.
CUAUCUUGCCGCGACGCGAAACGGGUCAAUUGCUCCGUUCCAAGACUAACGUAUGAGCAAUCCAAGGAUGACGUUUCUCGCACCGUAUCUUCGUUUCUCCACGAAUUUUUGUCACUGUUUUAACGCGGUGUUAUAAAACUGAAAAAAAGUGUUGCGCACAUUGACGUUCGAUUCCACCGACGAAAAAUGGUGUAGCCAACAUCAGCAAGAUUUUUAUCAGAUAAAUAUCUCCACUGAUAUACGCUCAGGAGUGUCUCUGAUAAGGGAUAUCGACUAUUACACCAGAAUGUUGCGAGUAGCCCGAAAAAAUUGUUCUACGAAAAGUUCCUUCGCCAUUAUAUUCCGAAAGUGAGAGCUAGUAGAGCGUGAAAAAUAAUUCAUUCAAAUUGUGACGUACGAGAUUCAUGGCCACCUGGACCUAACGACGUCGAUCUGAAAUGGAAACGGCAGAGCUACCGAUUAUUCUCGGACAAAAUUUACCGUAAGAUCGCCCUCGACGAAUUCUCGCGUUUUAUUUUCACCUGUUCCAACAAUGUCCAGCCCAUCGUACAGCUAUAGCCGCGUUGAAGGCUCCAUCGGGAGUACGGCAAGCAUGGAAUCCGGCAGUCAAGGUCAACUCUAUCCUCGAAAAACUAACGAUCUCAAGAGGAAUCAACAUAGCUCUGCUUACGUUCCUCAUGAUCGCUUGUCCAGAUACGCAACUGCUUUAGCUAAUUUAACACCCGUUAGGUUUACGAGAGUUCCUGGUUCCGAAAUGCCUUUGGAUAAAAUAGGCUUGUGCUCGAGUGUGUCAUUCAGCUGGCUUAACGAGUACAUUUCAGCUGGUUAUAAGAAUGGAGCUAGAGACAAAGCUAUGCCCACAUUGGCACGGCUCGAUUCCUGCCAAGUCAAUGGCACAAGAAUAGAAGGAUUGUGGCACACGCAUGUUGUGAAGUGCGGCCAGGCUGGUGCAUCAGUCCCGAGAAUAGCAUGGCAGUUUGUACGGACACGAAUACUGGUCGCCUCGUUUAUUUAUCUUUUGGGAUUGAUCAUUUCGUUUUGCACUCCGAUGAUCGCGCUGCAACAUCUUAUUCUUGCAACGGAACACAGAACGAGGCUGUGGAACGAGUACUGCCGGGAAAUCCCAGGAGAUAAUUUGACGAUGAACAGCAACCAGACUUCCACAACUUCGUUCAACAAAAUAGACACGACCAAUGCAACAGUUUUCGAAAUUGAAAGCUCUACGAGCAGAGCUAUUAGAAACUCACCGUAUAAUCGACCGAUCGAACAAGUUCCAGAUAGUGUAGGCUUCGGAUUUUUUAUCUCUGAGUUUAUAAUAUACAUAUGUAUUGCUGGAUUGAUCGUCGCUGAAGUAAUUUCACUCUUUUUGUACUCUUGGAGUGCAUCAAUGAAUUUGCGUACAGCGACUCGAUUGCGAUCAGCUUGUCUUGCCUUCGCCUAUAAAAAACUCGUACGUUCGUCGAUCCGUUACGAGGCCUCAGCUCACCAGAUCAUGACGUAUUUUGUACCGAGCAGCAAAACACUGUACGAAUUGAUAGCGAACGGUCCUCUCAUAUUUUCGGGACCAUUGAUCGUGGUGCUUUGGUCGCUUUUCAUGUGGUACUCGAUGGGCCAUUGGGCUCUGAUAGGAACCAUCGUUCUCGUUGCUCUGUACCUGUGUUUGAUCCCAACUGCUUAUUUGACAAAAAUUUUCGGUACGAAGGCCAUGAAUUACUCGCUCCAAAGAAUGUCGCUGAUGCAAGAGUUUAUCGACAAUGUAUUUUUGGCAAAAGUUACCACCUGGGACAACUAUUUUUUCAAGAAGGUUCGAGAGGUAAGGAAGAAAGAAAUCGCGAUAAUGCAGUUAGGAGGAUUGAGCGAAGGUUGGAGUCUUGGCAUGGUUCAUAUUAUUCCUAUCGGAACCAUGGGUGCCGCUCUAAUGGCCUGCAUCCUCGCGAACCAACAAUUCGUUGCAGCAAAUUACAUCCCUUGUCUUGUACUAAUUUUGAUCAAUCUCAAAUACUGCAUACGCAACAGUUGGCUCGCAAUGAGCAGCAUUUCGCGAGGAAUUAUUUCUCUAAAUAAACUGAAGGCAGUACUGACAUUGAAAGAUACGGAUCGUUUCACGGAUCGGCCGAUCGAUAAAAAUCUCGCAGUCACGAUAAAUCAUGGGCACUUCACUUGGGAGAGAGAUAAGUCCGUUUCCGAAAAAGCCAACAAGCGUAAUUCUCAUUUUUUUUCGGAUAGCUACGAAAAUCAAGCGGCACGUUUUCCUGAUUCGCACUCAAUAGAAUCUUUGGUCGACAUCAAUUUCUAUGCCCCAAAAUCGAAGUUAAUUGGAAUAUGCGGUUCUCGUGGCUCUGGAAAAACUUCUCUUCUCCUGUCGCUAAUGGGGCACUUGAACAUCGUCAGUGGACGUGUGACGAUCGAUGGAUCCUGUUCAUACGUUUCACAGGUCCCAUGGCUUUUCGAAGGAACGUUGAAGGAGAACAUUCUAUUCGGCGACAGUCUCGAUUCUUCCUGGUAUUACAAAACUAUCCGUUCGUGCAAUUUGGCUGGAGAUUUGGCGCUCUUACCAGGCUCCGACGACACUGAUUUGUCCACGGUUAAUCUGACUCUCGGCCAGCAACAAAAAAUUGUACUUGCACGUGCCGUCUAUACUCAGAGAGACAUUAAUUUGCUUGACAAUCCAUUGGCUGACGUUGAACCUGAGGAGAGUAAAGAUAUAUUUGAAAAGUCAGUAAUACUCGCCCUUGGCACAAAAACCGUUAUCAUGGUAUCAGACAAAGUUCAGUUUUUAAACAGAUGUGACAUAAUAUACGUUAUGAAAGAAGGCACGAUCGUCGAGCAAGGUACUCACGAAGAAUUGUUGCAGUGGAACGGCGAAUACACAAAUUUGCUUGAUUCUUAUAUGAAAAAAUAUAAGAAAAAAUACUGCAAAUCAGGGGACCAAAUAAAUACGUCGAUGAGUCAAUUACUAACGACACCAGGACCGAGAGGAAUGCUGUCGAGUACGAGCACCGCUGCAUCUUGCGGCCUCGAAGCAGACGAAGAAAUGAUAACCAUCGAUACGAACGAGGAUCUUGAGGCACCGACGAAGGACUCGGUCUACGAAGAAGGAUUACAGAUAAGAGAAAACUUUUACAUAAGAACCGCUGCCGGUUCGUAUCUGGGAGUCCUAACUAUUAUCGUAUCAACAUUGUUCUCGUUCCCCAUCGCCGCGUCGCCUCUAGUCUUCAUAUACGUUGGACAGAAAACAAUUAGCGACAUGACAACCAUAGCAAUAAUGAUCUCGUCAAUGGCCGGAUUCCUCGUUUUCUCACUAAUCGUCCUACUCGCCAUGUACAACAAAAUGGUAUUUUCAGCUGCCAGAAGAAUACACGCAACGUGGUUACACCAAUUGUACAGAGCACAAUUGUCGAUUUUUGCUACAAUACCACAGUCGAUUCUCUUGAACAUUUGUAGUCUCAAUUUGCAAGAAGUCGACUCCGUUUUACCACGAUUAAUGACUACGGUUCUCAUGCACUCGGGGAUCGUUGUAUUCAGCGUACUUAUUCUUGCGUUUCUUUCGUUCUGGCUUCUCAUACCGACAAUACUGUUUAUCUUGGUUUCUAUAUCGUACAUUGUUUAUGCGAGGGGCUUGACUCUGAGUCUGCACAAAAUCAUACAAACGGACUCAGUCGUUCCGAUUUACAAUCACUCCGUCAACACAAUUGCCGGACGUGCUGUUAUUCAGGCGUAUCACAAAGAACGAGAUUUCACGAAAAAAUUCUACAAAGAUUGUGACACCAAUUCGACUUUUGAUUUUAUGCUACAUGCGAUCAAAUUGUGGAUCGAGUACAGAAUAAAAAUGUGGGCGGCUCUCAAUAUCGGAACAGUUGUGCUAAUAUGUGCUUCGCUAAGCGAUAUACGCCAUCAAUACGAGGUUCUUAGUCUCGCUUUUAUUUGUACUCUUCAAAUGACGCUGAGUAUUGUUCAUCUGACCGAAGCUUUUACGAGUGCGUACGCGAGCCUUCUUGCCAUCAAUGCAGUCAAUAAUUUCGUUGAGAGUUUACCCAAAGAAGAGAGUUGCGAUAUCGACUUACCGAAUGACUGGCCCUACGAGCACAGCAUCAAAUUAAAAAAUGUCGAAUUGAGCACAAAAUCGCUUCAGGAACCCAUCAAUAUAAGUAUUGGAUCAGGCGAAAAAGUUGCUUUGAUGGGAACUGAACCGACGUUGAAAUCGUCAUUCGUCACAUCGCUCUACAGAUUCGUCGAGAUAACAUCAGGUGACAUAUACUUGAGCAACACGAACAUCAAUCACAUCCCUACGGCAAAACUACGAAAAAGUAUCAAUUUUAUACCGGGCGAUCCGUUUUUAUUCGAUGGCAGUGUGAAAUACAAUUUGGAUCCGAAUAACGAAAGCACCGACAAAACCCUUAUGAUGGCAUUACAAAAGGUCUGUCUCUGGGAAAAAGUCUCCAAGUUGCCAAACAAAUUAGAAAGUUCUGCGAACGUCACGUUCAAACUGUGGGAAAAGAAAUUAUUGUUCCUCGCUCGGGCUCUGCUCAACAAUUCCAGUAAAAUACUAAUAAUAGAAGAAUCCAUGGAGCAGCUGGGUUCGGACGAAGAUAUUGUCGAGACGGUACUGCUCGAGGUCUUUACCGAUUACACGAUAAUUGCCUUGUCUAGUCGUAAGGUCCGUUACGCGACCAAAACGUAUUACAUCGAAAAUGGGAAGGUUAUCGAAGCUCCAACAGUAAAAUCGGAUUUUUCGGGAACCAAUAGCACGGAUGUUUUAUUAUCUGUACCAAAGAAUAUUGUACAGACUGAUUUUUAAGGUCUAUUCGUAUAGUUAACACAAUCGAUCAAAUUUACCCAUUGUUCGCACUCAAAUAUUAAUGUUUUUUCUUCUGCUAAAAAGAAGGAAGACUCUAGUGUCCAGCAUCUUAUUGCCGAUAGCUUUUAUACUUUUGUCCCUCGUUUAACACGUGAAUAAAUUACGAAAAAAUA